Molecule: messenger RNA, 1514 nt
Organism: Vicia villosa (hairy vetch)
Lineage: Eukaryota; Viridiplantae; Streptophyta; Magnoliopsida; Fabales; Fabaceae
Exons: 7
Coding region: 250-1326 (358 amino acids)
Cellular component (GO): cytoplasm; nucleus
Source: RefSeq, a predicted model, not a curated record
UACUCUCACCCAAAAAAAUCACUAAAGUCUUUAAGAACCACUACCAACUUAGGGUUGAAGAUAGCAAGCGUGUAGGGGGUGAAGAUAGUAACAGUUAAACCAUUAAAGAUGAGGACCAUCAAACCUAACAAUAAGUACGUAACCACGCGGCCCAAAUUAUAUAUCUCGCAAAAAAACUGUCAAACGAUGUCGUUAGACGGAAUCUUCCCCGUUUCUGAGAGCUGAGCCACGGUAAAGGAAGUUUCAAAAAUGGUCAAAUUUGCGAAAGCGUGGCACAUGAAGUUUCCGUUACACAAUCCUCUGCUAAUGACAUUCCACACCAUUCCAUCAUCAUCUUUCUCCAUGUCCUCCGCUAAGCGCGUGGGCACGCACAGCGGAACCUUCCACUGCGACGAGGCCCUCGCUUGCUUCAUGCUCCGCCUUUCCAAACUCUUCUCCGGUGCCGAUAUAGUUAGAACCAGAGACCCGAAGCUUCUUGAAUCAUUGGACGCCGUAGUUGAUGUCGGAGGCGCUUACGACCCGAUACGACACCGUUACGACCAUCAUCAGAAGGACUUUUACCAGGUUUUCGGUCGAGGCUUCGUCACUAAGCUCAGUAGCGCCGGACUUGUCUAUAAGCAUUUUGGAUUGGAGAUAAUUGGAAAUGUGCUUCGUCUUGAUGAAGAUCAUCCUCAUGUACAACAGUUAUAUCCAGCUAUAUACAGAAACUUUGUAGAGUCAGUUGAUGCUCUGGAUAAUGGAGUGAAUCAAUAUGACUCGGACGAAUCUCCGAAAUAUGUAAUCAACACAGGAUUAGGAUCGAGAAUAAAACGAUUGAAUUUGGACUGGACGGAUUCUGAUCAGUCAUCUGAUGCAGAAAACGAAGCGUUUCAUAGGGCAAUGGCUCUGGCUGGUGGUGAAUUUUUGGAGAAUGUGAAUUAUUAUGCAAAAUCAUGGUUGCCGGCGCGGUCUAUUGUUAUGGAGUGUCUUGCAGCAAGAGAAACUAUUGAUUCCAGUGGGGAGAUUAUAAAACUAAAUCGAUCUUGUCCUUGGAAAUUUCACAUACAUGAGCUCGAGGAGGAAAUGAAAAUCAAUCCUUCGAUCAAAUAUGUUAUUUACCAGGAUGAUAGGAGUGAGAAAUGGAAACUACAGGCAGUGGCAAUUUCACCCGCUAGAUUUGAGAGCAGAAAACCACUACCAUAUCUUUGGAGGGGUUUGGAAAAUGACAGGCUAUCUGAGGUUGCUGGAAUUCCAGGUUGUACUUUUGUGCACAUGAGUGGUUUUAUUGGAGGAAAUCGAAGUUAUGAUGGUGCUCUAGCAAUGGCAAAAGCAUCUUUAAAGGCUUAGGAAAUUGUAGGAAUGUAAGUGUGACAGAGAAGUGGAGCUUUACCCUUUUCUGCAGCAGUAAUUCUCGCUUAACCUUCCACUCUUCUUCAGCUAUUACCUCCAAAAAAGAAAGUGAAAUUAAGGUUCUAUCACAUCUUCCAAGUGCUAGGACAAUUUAAUCCAGUAAAAGUACAACUCAGAAAGAUACC